Messenger RNA from Diospyros lotus (date-plum), 800 nucleotides. Its product is annotated as 60S ribosomal protein L23a-like. The record is from RefSeq and is a predicted model, not a curated record. Gene Ontology annotation, molecular function: rRNA binding; structural constituent of ribosome. The transcript has 4 exons. Gene Ontology annotation, cellular component: cytosolic large ribosomal subunit; ribosome. The coding region runs from base 143 to 610 and encodes 155 amino acids. NCBI's taxonomy places the organism in Eukaryota, Viridiplantae, Streptophyta, Magnoliopsida, Ericales, Ebenaceae. Gene Ontology annotation, biological process: translation; ribosomal large subunit assembly.
ACGUGACAGGCGCGUGCGAGGCUCCGUAUAAAUUCUCUCUCUGUCUACUUCCCCUCUCGGAAACCCUAAAUCGGCGAUUCGCGGCAGGUGCUCUCUCUCGCUGGUAAAGGCUUGUCAGGAUUUAGGGUUACCUUGCUCAACAAUGGCUCCCGCUAAAGCUGAUACUACUAAAAAGUCUGACCAAAAAGCCCAGGCCUUGAAAGCUGCCAAGGCUGUGAAAUCUGGUUCAUCAGUCUUUAAGAAGAAGGCCAAGAAGAUACGAACAUCAGUUACUUUCCAUAGACCGAGGACAUUGAAGAAGGAUAGGAACCCCAAGUACCCUCGCAUCAGUGCGCCCCCAAGGAACAAGCUUGAUCAGUAUCAAAUCCUAAAAUAUCCACUCACCACUGAAUCAGCAAUGAAGAAGAUUGAAGAUAAUAACACACUAGUUUUCAUCGUGGAUAUCCGUGCUGACAAGAAGAAGAUCAAGGAUGCAGUCAAGAAGAUGUAUGACAUCCAGACCAAGAAAGUGAAUACCUUGAUUAGGCCUGAUGGAACAAAGAAAGCCUACGUGAGGCUUACACCUGACUAUGAUGCGUUGGAUGUGGCAAACAAGAUUGGAAUAAUUUAAAUAUGGUAGUCAACCUUUCACAUCCCAGUUGUAUGAUUUUAUCUAAAGCAAUUUCAUUAGAAUUGAAACAUUUGGCAGAGGAUUUUGGUCUUCGAUGGGCUUUGAAUCCCAUUUGUUUUGAGAGACCUUUGGUGAGGAGGAUUUUCUCUUUUAAUUUCGAUAGAUAUGGAUUGCUUUCUGUGUUCUGGUU